This is a messenger RNA of Camelina sativa (false flax), 1134 nucleotides long. Its product is annotated as putative F-box protein At1g12190. The record is from RefSeq and is a predicted model, not a curated record. Gene Ontology annotation, molecular function: protein binding. NCBI's taxonomy places the organism in Eukaryota, Viridiplantae, Streptophyta, Magnoliopsida, Brassicales, Brassicaceae.
AUGGCGCAUGUGAAUCUUCCCGAGGAAUUGGUGGAAGAGAUACUCCAUCGUUGUCCAUCUCUAUCUCUAUCCCGAUUCAGAACCGUUUCCAAAGAAUGGAAUACACUUUUCAACGAUACGACGUUCAUCCACAAGCACUUGGCUCUGAUCCGUACUCAGUUCCUUUUAUGGACCAAUUCCAAGGUUUAUUCGGUAGGUCUCAAUCUCAACGAUAAUGAUCCAAAAGUAGAGCUGCGUGAGUUGGCCUUAAAUAUUCCAGAUUUAAGUUAUCAUAGGACAACAAACUUUCUUCCUUGCAAUGACUUAUUGUUUUGUGCCUCAUGGUGGUGGAACAACAAAGCGGUUGUUUGGAACCCGUCGUUGAGACAAACUAGAUGUAUCAAGUCGGAGGAAGAACAUUUCAGGUUUGGUGGCAUAGGGUACGAUAGUGGUAAUCCCGGAAAGGGUUAUCAUAUAUUUGGAUAUAGUUAUCGUCGACGAAGUUUUAAUGGAACUAACUCUAUGUUUUAUAAAAGAUUUUCUAUGUACAACUUUGGAAGCAAUGCGUGGAAGUGUAUUAAUGAUGUUUCAGAAGAAGAGACUUUCAUAGAAGGAUCAGAUUCAUUAGAUAACAAUGUGUCUUUGAAUGGAAAUUUGUAUUGGGCUGCUUCUGACUUCACGGUUGAUAAAUAUGUUAUCCAAAGUUUCGAUUUUUCUAAAGAGAUAUUAAAAAUCUUUUGCGUUCUGCCGUGGAAGAAGAAAUAUUCUGAUAUUCCAGUCCUCUCAGUUUUUAGGGGAGAUCGACUUUCAGUAUUAAAUAAAUUUAAAGGAACAAAUGACAUCGAGAUUUGGGUGACAAAGAACAAGAUUAACGAAGAUGUGGAGAAUGUGGUGUGGAUGAUGUUCAUGACAAUUUCAAUACCCAUUUAUAAGGGCUCUAGUCCAAGUUACUUCAUCAAUGACAUCUACGAAAAGAGACUCGUCAUGUGUUGUAGUGACGAAAGUGGAAAGGGUUGCAUUUAUAUUGUCAGUGGCCAUGCGAGGAAGAAGAUUCAAAUAGAUUUUGAUGUUAGUGAGUUUAGUCAUUGUUUCUAUGAUCCUAGUUUAAUUCCUAUUCCCUGCGAGGGUUCAGAUCAAGAGACAGACAAUAAUUAG